AAAGAUGUCAGACCGACAAGGUGACUGAAACUGCUUAUCAAUCUAAUCUCGUCUGUGACGGAAUACUGUGGUUAUGCGCCCGACGCGUUGCUGGAACCAGGUUCGAUUUACGAGUCAAAUCGUUUUGAAUUUUAAUGGUGGCCAGUCGCAGAACACUCGUUUUCAUUACAUCACGUUGUUCAACCAAGUUUUCAUCGAUUUCGCGCCGAAAUAAUCAGCUUCGUGAUCAUAUUUUCGUGACGUUGUUGCAAUAAGAGUGGAAUUUCUAAUAAAAGAAGAAAGUGAAAUUUCGCGAUUUAUGAUAAAAUCGUCCAGUGUACCGGACGUUCUAGGGUAUUGAGAAAAUUGUAGAAAGUACAGGCCUGAGAAAAAUUAAAUUACACCGACUCGAUAAGUGUCUGACAAAAGUAACAAUGAGGAGUUGGUCGAUGCCGGUUUUGAUCAGCGUUUGCUUCGUCGUUUUUUCGACUCAAUUGCCAGUAACGUUGUCAAGAAUGACAUUGAACGAUGUACCCGAUAAGUGGAGAGUCGUGUCACCUGGCCAACCGCCGCAAAUCGAGUUCCGUUUGUUCAAGAGUCACACACCUGAGGGCAAGAAUUGGACGAGCAGCGUGGAAUAUAUAAUCUCGUCUAAUAACAACGCGUUAAAGAGAGUCGACAACGAAAUGGAAGAAAACGAUAAAACGGGAAAGGAAAGCAAUAAGAAAAUAGAACUCGGCUUCAGGACCAUUAUUCGCCCGUAUAAGUUAAAAUGUCCCUUGGGUCAGAAAAGGGAUCACUUUGGAAAGUGCAGAGAUGUCUUGAAAUAUCCAUACGUAAAUUAAGAUUUAACUAUUGGAAUGAGAUCUCGUGAAAAUUACUGAAACGUUUAUUAAGCUUUCUUCCUCUCUUUUUAUUAUCAUAAAUCGGUUUAAAAAGAAAUCGAUUUCAAAAUUAAGGCAAGCAAAUUUCCUGAAAAACAGCGAUAUAUAUUUGAAACACAAAGUUCAAUUUCUAUACAAAUGUUUCUAUACAGAGGAGACAGAAAAGCUCGAGAAAUAAUGCUUUUUAUAAAAACUGAUGAAUUGUCAAUGAAAUAAAACAAUUAUAUAAAAAUCAA
Messenger RNA from Frieseomelitta varia, 1099 nucleotides. RefSeq lists its product as uncharacterized. Bases 414 to 824 code for a protein of 136 amino acids. The transcript is spliced from 2 exons. The record is from RefSeq and is a predicted model, not a curated record. Lineage: Eukaryota; Metazoa; Arthropoda; Insecta; Hymenoptera; Apidae.